UUCGUCCGUAGAUGAAGCUUAGUUUCUCUCGAGACGCGGAAGGAAGUGGGUGCGUACGUCCCUCGCGCUCUCGGUGAUGGUCUGUGACUUGGCUCGUGCGUAGGGCUUCGUGACCGGCGUCGUGUUCUUUUUUCUUUCUUUCUUUCUUCCUCUUCCUUAAAGUUCGUGUCUCUUUCACACUAAAUCCGAUGUGAUGCAGCCGCAGGAAGGAACGAUGAGGGUGAAGAUCUGCAGCAUGGCCCAGCAAGCGGCCCUCGUGUGCGGCGUAAUGACGGCCUUCGCGCUGGUCUUCCACAACCUGGCGCAGGACACGGCCGAUACCAGAGCGGCCAGUCCUCGCCUCUCGCCUGUCCAGGGUUGGCCCGAGAGAGCCCCCCGCUCCCUCGGCAGGGACUACGAGCUGCCAGGGGGCGAGAACACCCUGCAGGAGGGCGAGGGCCAGACGGGGACGAGGGCUGAGGACCUCCUCGCGGCCGACGGAGGCGACGACGAAGAGGAGCGAAGGAAGGGCCUCCUGAACGCCCUCGUCGCCACCGCCACGGCCAAGCCCACCACCUCCCUCGACGACAUCUUCAUCAGCGUCAAGACCACCAAGAUAUUCCACAAGGAGAGGCUCGAAAUCAUCCUCAGGACGUGGUUCAAGCUCGCGCCCCACCAGACUUGGUUUUUCACGGACGAUGACGAUGCCGAAUACCAGAGAAAAACAGGCGGUCACCUCAUCAACACCAACUGCUCAGCGUCGCACAGGAGGACUGCGCUCUGUUGCAAGAUGGCCAGGGAGUUCGAUGCCUUCCUGGAGAGCAACAAGAGAUGGUGGUGCCACUUCGACGACGACAACUACGUGAACGUCCCCCAGCUGGUGAGGACCCUCGGGGACUACGACCCGACGCAGGACUGGUACCUCGGCAAGAACUCCAUCCGCGCGCCGCUGGAAAUCAUCAAUAGAGAUAACGUUUCGCAACGGAUUUCCUUCUGGUUUGCAACAGGAGGCGCUGGAUUCUGCAUCUCCCGAUCUCUUGGUCUGAAGAUGAUGCCUGUUGCAGGUGGCGGGAAAUUCGUUAGUGUCGGAGAUAAAAUCCGUCUUCCUGAUGACGUCACCAUCGGCUACGUUGUCGAGCACGUACUGCGGAGAAAACUGACAGUUCUGGACGAGUUUCAUUCACAUCUCGAGUCCAUGAAACUUCUCAACACAGACAACCUGGCUAGUCAGAUCAGCCUGAGCUACUCCAAGCACCCGCGGGGGAAGAUGAACGCUCUGCCCAUCGACGGCCUCGACACCUACCAGGACCCAACCAGAUUUCUCUCCAUCCACUGUCGACUCUUUGGUGACGCCCCUUAUUGCCCCAAGUAGCAACUGAAGAAGGCGCUGAAGGAAGAGUAAAGGCAGUAGAAAGAAUCAUAUGUGUAAACCGUUAAGGCCUACAUUUUGCAACACAAAAACCGAGUGCUAUAAUCUCAACUAACGUGCUGUGAUAUACUCUGAAAGUGGCUUCUGGGUCGCUUUCCUGUGUAGAUAAUCAGACCAUUUCUCUGUGUUUUUUUUUAUUCAUUUAAUUUUUAUUAUCUUUUUUUUUAUUAUUAUCUAUGAUUUUUUUUUUUUUUUUUUUUUUUUUUUUUUUACGUGUGUGUAAUAAGGAAAUGAGGAAUGAGUCUGAUGUAGUUAUUUUCACUUUUAUUUUAUUUUAUUUUCGGGACGACGAUGCAUAUAUAUAUAUCUUUAUUUUGUGUUUCGAUGUUUGUGGUUGGACAAAAUCGCGACGUAGCUUUUGUCCUGUGUUGGAUAAAGGAAAAAAAAAGGAUUCGAUUUUAUUCGGUACUUUCAUCAGUAGUUGUAAAAAUGUCUCUGCAAUAUUGUAUUUACCUUUU
Penaeus monodon (black tiger shrimp) is the source of this 1866-nucleotide messenger RNA. Its product is annotated as fringe glycosyltransferase-like. The coding region runs from base 194 to 1351 and encodes 385 amino acids. The record is from RefSeq and is a predicted model, not a curated record. Gene Ontology annotation, molecular function: O-fucosylpeptide 3-beta-N-acetylglucosaminyltransferase activity. Gene Ontology annotation, cellular component: membrane. Lineage: Eukaryota; Metazoa; Arthropoda; Malacostraca; Decapoda; Penaeidae. Gene Ontology annotation, biological process: regulation of Notch signaling pathway. The transcript has 9 exons.